AUGCAGAAACACAAACGAAUAAACGAUAAAACUGCCCAAGUCCCCUGUCCAUUUCUGUUAUCUGUCCCAGCCACUUCAGUUGCCAAGAAUCUUCACUUGCUGGCCUUAUUAGCACCAGAAUUCUGAUUUCUGCUUCUGGUUUCACUAAAUAUCUCAUCUUUUUCGUGGGUUUUAAGUGUUUUUGAGUUCUUGUUGAAAUGGAUGACGACGGGAUUGAAGAUGGCGGCAGCAGUGUAAGAUUGACCGGGAUUAGCGUCGGAGCCGGCGAGUCCCGGUGGGUGGACGGUAGUGAAGUGGACUCAGAGUCACCUCCAUGGUCACUUGAUGAAGAUUUGAGUGCUAAUAAAGAAGAUUAUGGCCACUCUAUUAGGAGAAGAUUAAUCAAGAAACCAAAGAGACUUGAUUCUCUUGAUGUUGAAGCUAUGGAGAUUGCUGGCUCUCAUGGUCAUCAUAAUAAGGAUGAUUCUACUUGGCGAACCGUUGCACUGGCAUUUCAAACGCUAGGUGUUGUAUAUGGUGACAUGGGCACAAGUCCUCUGUAUGUUUUUUCUGAUGUGUUCAGCAAGGUGAACAUCAAAUCAGAUGUUGAUGUCUUAGGGGCAUUAUCACUUGUAAUAUACACUAUUGCAUUAAUUCCUUUGAUAAAGUACGUCUUCAUCGUACUCAAAGCUAAUGACAGUGGUGAAGGAGGAACAUUUGCACUAUAUUCAUUGAUCUGCAGGUAUGCAAAUGUUAAUCUUCUGCCAAAUCGUCAGCCAGCUGAUGAACAGAUCUCUAGUUUUAAGCUCAAAUUACCCACUCCGGAACUGCAAAGGUCUUUACAUAUAAAAGAAGUACUUGAACAAAAAUCCUCCUUGAAAACACUUCUCUUGCUCCUGGUUCUAAUGGGAACAUCCAUGAUUAUUGGGGAUGGUAUUCUUACACCAGCUAUAUCAGUUAUGUCUGCCGUGAGUGGUCUUCAGGGCGAAAUACCAGGGUUUGACACAAAUGCUCUUGUUAUGGUCUCAAUUAUCAUCCUUAUCGGACUGUUUAGCAUACAGAGAUUUGGGACUAGCAAAGUGGGUUUGACCUUUGCUCCUGCUCUUGCUUUGUGGUUUUUUAGUCUGGGAGCUAUUGGUAUUUACAACAUAUUUAAGUAUGAUACCUCAGUUGUAAGGGCAAUCAAUCCGGUUUACAUCUAUAUCUUCUUUAAGAAUAACUCUGGCAAGGCAUGGUCAGCUCUUGGUGGUUGUGUCCUAUGUAUCACAGGUGCGGAAGCAAUGUUUGCCGAUCUAGGUCAUUUCUCUGUACCUUCUAUACAGAUUGCCUUCACCUUUGUGGUGUUUCCGUGCCUUCUUCUAGCUUAUAUGGGUCAGGGUGCAUAUCUGAUGAAUUACCCCAACUCAGCGAACAGAAUCUUUUAUGAUUCUGUACCAGAUGGUCUUUUCUGGCCAGUUUUCGUGAUAGCUACAGUUGCUGCCGUGAUUGCCAGCCAAGCCAUGAUCUCUGCUUCAUUUUCUUGCGUGAAGCAAUCCAUGUCGCUUGGAUGCUUUCCGAGGCUAAAGAUAGUUCACACCUCAAGGAGAUUGAUGGGACAAAUAUACAUCCCUGUCAUCAAUUGGUUUCUAAUGAUCAUGUGCAUUCUUGUGGUUGCCACCUUUAGGAGCACAACAGACAUAGCAAAUGCAUAUGGGAUAGCUGAAGUUGGAGUCAUGAUUGUUAGCACCGCCUUGGUUACGCUGGUUAUGCUUCUUAUUUGGCAGACCAACUUGUUUCUGGCACUGUGUUUCCCUCUUGUAUUUGGAUCAAUUGAGCUCCUAUAUAUGUCUGCCGUCCUUUCCAAAAUCAUGGAAGGUGGUUGGUUGCCACUGGCAUUUGCUUCUUGCUUCCUCUGUGUGAUGUACACUUGGAAUUAUGGAAGUGUACUGAAGUACAGAAGUGAAGUCAGAGAAAAGAUUUCAAUGGAUUUCAUGUAUGAGCUUGGCUCCACCCUAGGGACUGUGAGAAUCCCAGGAAUUGGACUGUUAUAUACAGAACUGGUACAAGGCAUCCCCUCCAUACUUGGGCAAUUCCUUCUGGACCUUCCAGCAAUUCAUUCCACAAUUGUCUUUGUGUGCAUCAAGUAUGUUCCUGUACCAGUUGUCCCUCAAGAAGAAAGGUUUCUAUUCCGCAGGAUUUGCCCAAAAGACUACCAUCUGUUCAGAUGUGUUGCUCGAUAUGGUUACAAAGAUGUCAGAAAGGAAGAUCACCAUGCAUUCGAACAACUUCUAGUCCAAAGCCUGGAAAAGUUCCUGAGAAAAGAAGCUCAUGAGUUAGACUUGGAAAGCAGUCUCAUUGAAGUGGAUCAGUACGACAGCAUUUCCGUCAAGUCGAGAGAACCUACAGAUACUCUGGAGGAGCUUACAAUACCAUUGAUAUUGCAUGAUCACAAUUCCGAAAAGGCAGAAACUACCUCAACAGAAGGAGGUAUAGUGGAAUUACCACCAUCUAGCUCAAUACCAGGAGACGAAGAUCCAAGCUUGGAGUACGAGCUGUCAGCUCUUUGGGAGGCCACAAAUUCUGGAUUCACAUAUUUACUUGGUCAUGGUGAUGUAAGGGCCAAGAAAAAUUCAUUCUUUAUCAAGAAACUGGUAAUCAACUAUUUUUAUGCAUUUCUGCGAAGAAAUUGCAGAGGUGGUGCUGCGGUUAUGAGGGUACCACACAUGAAUAUAAUUCAAGUCGGGAAGACCUACAUGGUUUAGUGAUGCAACUACAUUUUUACUGUGCAUUCAAAGAAUCCCUUUGGAGAAACUGAGUUCAUCUCCAUUAUUGUUGUUAUGAAGGACCUGAUGCAGAAUUGUAUUGUACUUCUAAUUAUUUACAACUUGUGAUUGCAAACUUGUAGCAUUUGCAUAAUUGCAUCACAACUCUUCGUAGCUACCAAAUUGUUAUUUUUUUUGUGUGGGUGUGAAUUCAGUAAAUUAUAAUUUAUGAGA
Molecule: messenger RNA, 2954 nt
Organism: Daucus carota subsp. sativus
Lineage: Eukaryota; Viridiplantae; Streptophyta; Magnoliopsida; Apiales; Apiaceae
Product: putative potassium transporter 12
Exons: 9
Coding region: 198-2720 (840 amino acids)
Biological process (GO): potassium ion transmembrane transport
Cellular component (GO): membrane
Molecular function (GO): potassium ion transmembrane transporter activity
Source: RefSeq, a predicted model, not a curated record